ACGUGGGGCCAGUUACACGGUGUGUGGAGGCUGUCCUGACUGCAGCUCCUGUGUGUGUGUGUGUGUGUGUGCUGUGGGCCGGGUCAUGCUCAUCCAGAGGUGUGUCUCCGUCUCUAAACUCACAGCUGGAUUAGUGUCCUCAGCAUCCUGGAAGCACGUGCGCGUCUCGAGUCAGUCGGCAGCGAACAUGGCAGAGGAGGCGAAGAAGCUGGCGGCGUACGCUGCUGUGGACAACCACGUCCAGAACAACCAGGUGGUCGGAGUGGGCAGCGGGUCGACCAUCGUCUACGCUGUGGACAGGUUAGCUGAGCGAGUGCGUCAGGAGAAGCUCAACAUCGUGUGUGUGCCGACUUCCUUCCAGGCUCGUCAGCUGAUUCUGCAGCAUGGCCUCACGCUGUCGGAUCUGGACAGGCACCCAGAGCUGGACGUGGCGAUUGACGGAGCGGACGAGGUGGACGCAGAUCUCACGCUGAUUAAAGGUGGAGGCGGCUGCCUGACUCAGGAGAAGAUCGUUGCUGGCUGUGCCAAACACUUUGUCGUCAUCGCAGACUACAGGAAGGACUCCAAGGCGCUGGGCCAGCAGUGGAAGAAGGGAGUUCCUAUCGAGGUGAUCCCCAUGGCGUACGUUCCUGUCUCCAGGACGAUAGCCAAACGCUUCGGAGGAGAGGCCAACUUACGGAUGGCUGUCAGUAAAGCAGGUCCCGUGGUCACUGACAACAGCAACUUCAUCCUGGACUGGAAGUUUGAGAGCGCUCAGAACUGGAAGGAAGUCAACACUGCCAUCAAGAUGAUUCCAGGUGUAGUUGAGACCGGGCUCUUCGUCGGCAUGGCUGAGCGAGCCUACUUCGGGAUGGAGGACGGAAGCGUACAGGUUCGAGAUCCUCCAAUCAACUGAGGAGUUGACCUUCCUCACUGUCGCCCCUCCUCCCAAACGACCUCACUUUACCCACAAGUGCCGUGUUCCUGAUUUCCGCCCGGUCUCAGCCUGCGUUUGGACGGAGCUGCACCUCCUGCAGAUCUGGACCAAACUGUAACUGGGACGUUUUCUCACUCAUCUCAAACCAGAUAGAAACAGGAUCACUUGGUUUUCCUCAUCCUGCAGGUGGUGCUUCUGACACUGUGAGAUUUAAAGUGCCUGAUGAGGAAGACCAAGUGCGUCUGAUAUGUUUAGUGUUUUUUAUUUUCAGUCUCGUUGUUCGGUUUGCACUUCUGGUUGGCUCGUCCUGUAAUUAGCGGGUGUGACUGAAGCUGUGGUUCUCGACCAGCACGGCCGCUGAAUCACUGCAGUAUGAAACUAAGGUGUGCCUUGAGAUGAUAUUCUCAGUCCUAUUAAAAGAAACGAUGCUAUUAAAGAUACAGUUAAAAGCUCGUAAUUGUUGAUCAAACUGUUGCCAUCUGCUGCAGAUGAGUCGUCUGGUCUCGUGAAGGCUGGAGACGCCGUACACAGUCAGAACGCUGAUUUGCCUUCAAGUCUUUUUGUUUAAUUAGACGACAGAAAAGAGGAAUAAUAUGAAGUCUAUACUGCAACAUGCACAAGUUAUUUCUCAGCAAAUUAAUUAAUAUGCUAAUUUAAACUGAAAAAAACCUCCAAAAUUAAUGAGAUCUCGGACAAUUUGGGGAAACCCUGUGGUGCAGGUAUGAAGCUCCAAUUAUUCGGUUAUUAGUGACACGUGACACCCGACAGUGUCGCCUGCGUUCAGUGCAGCACAGAGCUGGGCUGUAAUAAAUAUGAUAAAUGUAAUGUAGCUGCUCGUGGCUCUAAAACAGAGACGUGUUAAGAAAUGGUUUAGUAAUUACAACAGAAACAGGUCGUCACACAGCAGGAAGUAAUGGUGUAGAAGGAACAGUGGGCAGAGAACCUGUUCACCAAGUCCUCGUCCUCAUCGACUACAUGCACACGCACAAAAUAUUCUGGUUAUUACACACAGAAAAAAAAACAAGCAUGGACCAAUGAUCAGGGUUCAUAAGGUCAUGAAAGUCCUGGAAAAGUUAUCAGUUUUCCAGACCUGGAAUUGAUUUGAAAUUAACAACGUGUUCCGGAAAAGUUUUGAAUAAACAUUGUUCGCUAUUGUUUUAAACAUGUUCAUAAAAACUCCCAAACAUGUCUGUCAUUACACAGAAUAUAAAAUCUGUGUGCUGUGCUUCGACCAGACCAGAUCAGCAUUGUGUCAUCACCAAGGCUCCGCCUCCUUUUAGGUCACUGAUCCACUUGGACGGAGGGACGCAUACAUAAAACAAAAGUUUUAGAAAUAUAUGCAGACAAAGUUAUAAUCCACAAGGAGAAUGAAACAAACUAAAAUGCCACCAAAGUAAAAGAUGAAAUAAAGAAAACAAAAAUCAAGAUAAUAAAUGAGAAUUAAAAUCAAUAAAACGGACAGACUGCUCAGAUACAGUCAGGACAUGCUCUCCAACAGAAGCACAUUCUUUGGAGAGACGUAAACGAAGACAGUGACUCAGAUGAGAAGAAUGUAUGUCAGCUGAGCUGAGCCAGCUCAUUUUAAAUGACUUAAAUUAAGUCGUGGAAAUGGGGUAAAAAUAUUCAUUUUUCACGAGGUUGUCUCUCCAUCUUCUUUCCAACCUGUAAAACAUGACACGCCCACUGAUGUCAUCACUGUUCGCACUUCAGGUCAGAAAAACCUGCAGUUUUGGUUCCAGCUGAGAACAGACUUUUUAGGUUUUGAUGCAAUUUAGUUUUGUUUGAAAUGCAAACAUUCAAAUUGAGGUGCAGGAAGCAGCACAGAGCCGCCUCCAUGUUUGUGGAAAAGGUUUAAAUGUUUGUGCGACAGCAGCUCCUGGUUCGUUUUGUGACAACAGCGAUUCAUUUCUCCUGAUCUCAAACGUUUAGCCGCACCUGACGACAUGUUUAUAUCCUCUUUCCAAGGGUUUAAACUUGUUGUGGACAUUUCUGCAGGUUAGACGGCUUAUAACAUGACGUUAACCUGGAAACUGCUCCGUUCUGUCACAAGAGAGUCCCGUAAGGCACAGGACACAGAUACAGAUAUAAAUGUGUUUAUUUAAUUGUCCUGUCGUGUACGUCGUCGUCAUGAUAGGAAGAUAUUCUCGUCGGUUAUUAAAUUCUAACAUAUGGCAGCCUCUCGUGGACCAAUGAUCUGAUUUCCUGAGUGCAGACAGAGUUUGGGAAAUCUUUGUACAGUCACACUCGUCAUUGAGCAGAGUUAAAGUCCACAGCUUCACUGUUGAUGUACCUUCAUGCCUGCACCUCCUCCCACUGUGUCAGCUCUGUUUGUGCCUGUACGUUGCUUUUGAUUCCUCACACAAACCGUCUGGUCACAGUUCGUCAUGUGUCAUUGACUUCAGUUUAAACACAGCUGUAGAGAGACCUGUAGAACAUUGUGAGGUCGUGAUGAUGGGCUGUUACUCUGUGAUAUGGUCUAAUGUGAUGAACUCAUGCAGCUGAAAUCUGAACCAACAGCAGUGCACAUGUAUUUAAUGUACCUCGGCACGUCAAAAAGCAAUAGAUCCCUGUGUUUGACUCUGAUGUAGCAACAUUGUGAUGUAGCUUAGCAUAAAGUCUGAACAACUGACGCUCAGAAUCACUGCUACAUGUUGUGAUCAGGUUUAAAAGAAAAUAUUUCAGGAUAUAAAUGUGUCAGAAAUGCAGCAGCUAAAAACAAAAGAUGAAUCUCUGAGGAUUAAUUUGAUUUGUGUGCUGCUAAUUUAAAGAAGCAUUGAAGAUAUUUCAUGUCGUGUCAGUUCUUCCCUGAUUGAAUCGUAUUUCUGAUCAUUUCAAGAUGUUGAUGUCUUCAAAAAUGAAUGUGUUGUAAAAGAUGUUAUACUCAUUGUGCAGCAAGUUUAUGUGAGAACAUGGCCCCUUUUCCACUGCAGCAAAACAUGGCUAACACCUGCUAACAUCUGGCUUUUUAAUCUAAUAGGAAAGUUUACAGUCUGUAUUCACACCUGGGUCAGGUGACGCUGUGGUAGCUGCAGGUAUUUAUCGGCUCUGGCUCCGAUCGGCAUUGAUGAAAACACAUUUUAGUCCCCGAGAUACACAAAGGCACGUACACAGCUCUGAUCUACUGUCAGUGGGGAAACAGUCCGGCGCUUGUUGUUAGCGAGUUUAGCCAUGUUUAAAAAACCACAUACAGGCAUUAAUUUUGGUGUAAAAGGGGUUAUAUGUGUCUCAUGUCCGCAGCAUGGUACUCUCUUUGAAUUGUCUAAAAAUACUUGGAGUUUAUUUCCCACGCACUUCCACCCUCCUCCGAUCAAACAGUAAUCAGUCAUGUUGUGUUUCAGAGGACACGUUACUGUCCGUCAUCUGUCUGAAGGCUGUGAUUGUUUGAUAUAAUUACUAAUAUGUUUAAUUUUUGAAUGCAGCUACUCACUCUGUUUCAGUUCAUGUUGCCUUACACUUUAUUUCUGUUUGUUUUAAAUGUGCAGCUGUGACAGACUCAGGAGACGUGUAACACAAUCCUGUUUGUCUCCAAGUCACUGUUACUAGUUUCAGGUCAGAACUGGAGGACGUGUCGGCCUCAGUGGUGUGUAGACAAACUAGACUGGGAGUAUGUGGCCCAGUUUGGGGCCAGUAUGAUCUGCACACUAUGAUAUUUAUGCACCAGCAUUUCUUUUCUUCCUUCCUUCACCAAGUGACUGUGAUCAUGAUGUUAAUGUGAAGGUACUAUUUCCUUUGUCAGCCAAUACAGACCUGUCAUGGUAACACACA
Epinephelus moara (kelp grouper) is the source of this 4681-nucleotide messenger RNA. RefSeq names its product ribose 5-phosphate isomerase A (ribose 5-phosphate epimerase) (gene rpia). Gene Ontology annotation, biological process: pentose-phosphate shunt, non-oxidative branch; D-ribose metabolic process. Gene Ontology annotation, cellular component: intracellular membrane-bounded organelle. Gene Ontology annotation, molecular function: ribose-5-phosphate isomerase activity. The transcript is spliced from 9 exons. The record is from RefSeq and is a predicted model, not a curated record. Lineage: Eukaryota; Metazoa; Chordata; Actinopteri; Perciformes; Serranidae. The coding region runs from base 86 to 895 and encodes 269 amino acids.